UAUUUUUCUUUCGCUUUCCGUCCAUCUCAUUUCACCGUCUUCUCGACAGAGGGAUUUUAACUGGGACAACAUGGCUGCACAAACGGCUCGUUAUUAUACCGAUGGCGGAAGGGCAACGAAGCGACAGAAAACCGAAAAUAACGACGGAACCACGGAGGGCUACGAAGACCCCCACAAAACCCUCCCCUCGCCGGUUGUGCAUGUGAGGGGACUAGUGGAUGGCGUUAUGGAGGCGGACCUGGUGGAGGCCUUGCAAGAGUUUGGACCCAUCAGCUACGUCGUGGUGAUGCCCAAGAAGCGGCAGGCUCUGGUGGAGUACGAGGACAUGAACGGGUCCUGCAACGCGGUCAACUACGCAUCCGACAACCAGAUCUACAUCGCCGGCCACCCCGCGUUCGUCAACUACUCCACCAGCCAGAAGAUCUCCCGCCCCGGGGACCCUGACGACUCCCGCAGUGUCAACAACGUCCUGCUCCUCACCAUCAUGAACCCCAUCUACCCCAUCACCACGGACGUGCUCUACACCAUCUGCAACAACUGCGGCCCUGUCCAGAGGAUCGUCAUCUUCCGCAAGAAUGGCGUGCAGGCCAUGGUGGAGUUCGACUCGGUGCAGAGUGCCCAGAGAGCCAAGGCCUCCCUCAACGGGGCUGACAUCUACUCGGGAUGCUGCACGCUGAAAAUCGAGUACGCCAAGCCCACGCGCCUCAACGUGUUCAAGAACGACCAGGACACCUGGGACUACACCAACCCCAACCUAGGCACCCAAGAUGCAGAAGGAGAUGGAAAUUGGAGCAAUGCACAAGAUCUGAAUGCCAACCCCAACAAGCGGCAACGGCAGCCUGCCCUGCUGGGAGACCACCCUCCCGAGUAUGCUGGCCCACAAGGAGGCUACCAUGGUCCCUACGAUGAGAGCUACGGCCCUCCCCCACCCCCUCACUAUGAGGGGCGUCGCAUGGGCCCCCCAAUGGGCGGCCCCCGUCGCGGGGCCCACAACCAGCGCUACGGGGCCCCGCAGUACGGGCACCCCCCUCCCCCACCCCCGCCCGGCGAGUACAGCCCCCACGCAGACUCCCCCGUGCUCAUGGUCUACGGCCUGGAGCCCGCCAAGAUGAACGCCGACAAGGUCUUCAACGUCUUCUGUCUCUACGGCAACGUGGAGCGGGUGAAGUUCAUGAAGAGCAAGCCAGGAGCAGCCAUGGUGGAGAUGGGGGACUGCUACGCUGUGGACCGAGCCAUCACCCACCUUAACAACAACUUCCUGUUCGGACAGAAGCUCAACGUCUGUGUGUCGAAGCAGCAGGCCAUCAUGCCGGGCCAGUCGUACGAGCUGGAGGACGGCACCAGCAGCUUCAAGGACUUCCACGGCACCCGCAACAACCGCUUCACCUCCCCAGAGCAGGCGGCCAAGAACCGCAUCCAGCACCCCAGCAACGUCCUGCACUUCUUCAACGCCCAGCCCGACGUCUCGGUGGAGAUCUUCACGCAGAUCUGUGAGGAUCUUGGGGUCAAGAGUCCCUCCAACAUCAAACUAUUCACAGGAAAGAGCGGGGGACCAGGGGAGCGCAGUUCGUCCGGCCUGUUGGAGUGGGAGUCCAUCAACGACGCCAUGGAGGCCCUGGGCAUGAUGAACCACUUCCAGAUGAAGAACCCGAAUGGUCCAUACCCAUAUACCCUCAAGUUGUGCUUCUCCACUGCGCAGCAUGCAAACUGAGUACCCCGUGUCGUCGUGGAGAUUGUUCCCUAGUAACCGUCAUGGCUACAACGUUCUCCUCCCUCCGAUAUUACCAGCCCUGUGUCCAUAAAGGCAGUGUGUGUGCGUCUGUGCAGCUUCGUUAAAUUGUCCUUAUUCAUUAGUGUGUAGCUUUUGCAAGUUGGAAGAGAGUGACUGAUACUGACAGAGGAUGGAUUGUUUUUAGAGAAUAAAGGAAGCUUUUGUAUCCAUACAUUUUUUUUGCUUUGAAUUUUUUUUUUUUUUAUGUGUUCCAUAUUUUGAAAAUUUCUUCUGCAGAAGAACUUUUGUUCUGAAAGUAAAUGUUCUGAAAUAAAAUGAAAAAAAUGGAAAUACAA
Conger conger (European conger) is the source of this 2067-nucleotide messenger RNA. Its product is annotated as heterogeneous nuclear ribonucleoprotein L-like. Gene Ontology annotation, cellular component: nucleus. Gene Ontology annotation, molecular function: mRNA binding. NCBI's taxonomy places the organism in Eukaryota, Metazoa, Chordata, Actinopteri, Anguilliformes, Congridae. Gene Ontology annotation, biological process: regulation of RNA splicing; mRNA processing. The transcript is spliced from 14 exons. Bases 71 to 1711 code for a protein of 546 amino acids. The record is from RefSeq and is a predicted model, not a curated record.